AUGAACUUAUUUACAUAUCAAAUAGAAUUGAGUGUAAACGUGGGUGUCAACCACCCUUUGAGUUUUGUAAAUCUGCUUUCAGCUUUCAUCAACAUAUCUGCCAGCACCCUACACAUGAGAAAAUACCCUUUCUUUAAAAAAUUGUUACAAAUAUUUAUUAAAAAGUGCAAUUCAAAAGUUAGCUGGGCAAAUACAUCAUUGCAAAUCACAAAAAAAAAAAAAAAAGAAAGAAAGAAAAAAAAAAGAGGAGGAAUAAAAGCCCCAAACAAAACAAAAACCAUGAAAUACAAACAAAAGGAGGGGGAAAUUUUUGAAAAAGUUAGGAAUGGACCCCAAAAGAUUAGGAAAUGA
This is a messenger RNA of Pipistrellus nathusii (Nathusius's pipistrelle), 351 nucleotides long. Lineage: Eukaryota; Metazoa; Chordata; Mammalia; Chiroptera; Vespertilionidae. The record is from the annotation of a GenBank genome assembly.